Messenger RNA from Aethalodelphis obliquidens (Pacific white-sided dolphin), 8143 nucleotides. RefSeq names its product CDC42 binding protein kinase alpha (gene CDC42BPA). Gene Ontology annotation, molecular function: ATP binding; protein serine/threonine kinase activity. NCBI's taxonomy places the organism in Eukaryota, Metazoa, Chordata, Mammalia, Artiodactyla, Delphinidae. The transcript is spliced from 38 exons. The record is from RefSeq and is a predicted model, not a curated record. Gene Ontology annotation, biological process: peptidyl-threonine phosphorylation; actomyosin structure organization. Gene Ontology annotation, cellular component: cytoplasm; cytoskeleton; actomyosin. The coding region runs from base 1162 to 6612 and encodes 1816 amino acids.
GUGGCUGCGAGCCGGGCUGCGGCAGCCUCUGGUCUCCUUACCAGCGGCACCAACCCCUCCUCCUGCGCCUCGGCCGCUCCCCUCUUUGCGGGGGAAAGAUGCCCUUAACCCAGGGGUGUGAAGAAGGGGGAGAACUAGCUGCCGGAGCCGCCCGCGCCGUCGCCGCCGCAGUUGCUGCCGUCCGUGUCCUUUGAAUCCAGAAAAGCACCCCCUCGCCAGGGCGUCGGGAGUGUGGGCGGGCGAGCGGGUGGGCGGCCGCGGUGCGGGUGUGGGGGAGACCGGGCUCUGCGCCCGGCGCGGCCCAGGCCGGCGGCCCAGCGACCACCGACAUGGAGCGGGCUCGGGCGGCCGAGUAGCCGCCGCUCCCGGAGCCGGGGGCGAGUGCCGCCCGCAGCCAGUCAGGCCCCUGGGAGAAGCGGGGAGAAAAAUGAAGAGUUUUCAUCGGAAUCCGUUGGAAAUAGGACUAACUGCAAAGCCUUAAAAAGAAGGACCUCGGGAGGAGAAAGGGAAAGCCUCCUCCGGGGAAGGCUUGGCGUGCUCCGAGUCGAGGGGCUGCUUCAGGGACCUCGCCCCCUCCCUUUCCCUCCGGAGAAAUUGCCGCUGAUGCGUUAUCCAAGUGGUGGUUGGGAGGAUUUGCAGCAGAAUUUUUGGUUUUUCCUCCCCCUUAUAUACAUUCUGGUUUUUUCCUUCCUUUUCGAUUUUCCUUCUGCUUGGGAAGUGAAUUGCUGAUGCAGAUCGGACUUAAUUCAUUAAUGAUGCAACUGGAUUCGUUUCAGGAUUAUGUUGCACGAGUUGAAUUUUGAAUGAAGGAGAAGAGUUUUUUUUUUUUUAAAGAAGUGUUGACUCUUUGGUUCUCAGUACUUUUUAAUUAUUUUAUUUAAAUAUACGAUUUAAUUGUAUUAUUCUUUUAAAAAUGUUUUAAAUAUAUUUUAUGGUAACUUUCCCUCAAAAUAUAUGUAUAUGUGUGAAAUAGAAGACGCUUCAGUUAAGUGAGGUUACUGGUGUGUUGGAUGUUGAAUUCAGCACCGGCAUUGCAUGACAGUUGUUUGAAUAACAAGUGGUUUAUUUUUAAAACCACACCUUUUCAAGUUUAGGUUCAAAUAAUCAUCGUCAAAAUCGGUUCAAUAAUUGAAAGAAAAACCAGCAGAAGUUGAAGCAAACAUGUCUGGAGAAGUGCGUUUGAGGCAGUUGGAGCAGUUUAUUUUGGAUGGGCCCGCUCAGACCAAUGGGCAGUGCUUCAGUGUGGAAACGUUACUGGAUAUCCUCAUCUGCCUUUAUGAUGAAUGCAAUAAUUCUCCAUUGAGAAGAGAGAAGAACAUUCUUGAAUACCUAGAAUGGGCUAAACCAUUUACUUCUAAAGUGAAACAGAUGCGAUUACAUAGAGAAGACUUUGAAAUAUUAAAGGUGAUUGGUCGAGGGGCUUUUGGAGAGGUUGCUGUAGUGAAACUAAAAAAUGCAGAUAAAGUAUUUGCCAUGAAAAUAUUGAAUAAAUGGGAAAUGCUGAAAAGAGCUGAGACAGCAUGUUUUCGUGAAGAAAGGGAUGUGUUAGUGAAUGGAGACAAUAAAUGGAUUACAACUUUGCAUUAUGCUUUCCAAGAUGACAAUAACUUAUACCUGGUUAUGGAUUAUUAUGUUGGUGGGGAUUUGCUUACUCUACUAAGCAAAUUUGAAGAUAGAUUGCCUGAAGAUAUGGCUCGAUUUUACUUGGCUGAGAUGGUGAUAGCAAUUGAUUCAGUUCAUCAACUGCAUUAUGUACACAGGGACAUCAAACCUGACAAUAUAUUGAUGGAUAUGAAUGGACAUAUUCGGUUAGCAGAUUUUGGUUCAUGUCUGAAGCUGAUGGAAGAUGGAACGGUACAGUCCUCAGUGGCUGUUGGAACUCCAGAUUAUAUCUCUCCUGAAAUCCUUCAAGCCAUGGAAGAUGGAAAAGGCAGAUAUGGACCUGAGUGUGACUGGUGGUCUUUGGGGGUCUGUAUGUAUGAAAUGCUUUAUGGAGAAACACCAUUUUAUGCAGAAUCUCUGGUGGAAACAUAUGGAAAAAUCAUGAAUCACAAAGAGAGGUUUCAGUUUCCAGCUCAAGUGGCUGAUGUCUCUGAAAAUGCUAAGGAUCUUAUUCGAAGGCUCAUUUGUAGCAGAGAACAUCGACUUGGUCAAAAUGGAAUAGAAGACUUUAAGAAACACCCAUUUUUCAGUGGAAUUGAUUGGGAUAAUAUUCGAAACUGUGAAGCACCUUACAUUCCAGAAGUUAGUAGCCCAACAGAUACAUCAAAUUUUGAUGUGGAUGAUGAUUGUUUAAAGAAUUCUGAAACAAUGCCCCCACCAACACAUACUGCAUUUUCUGGUCACCAUCUGCCAUUUGUUGGUUUUACAUAUACUAGUAGCUGUGUUCUGUCUGAUCGGAGCUGUUUAAGAGUUACAGCUGGUCCCGCUCCACUGGAUCUCGAUGUUAAUGUUCAGAGAACUCUAGAUAACAACUUAGCAACCGAAGCUUAUGAAAGAAGAAUUAAACGCCUUGAACAGGAAAAACUUGAACUUAGUAGAAAGCUUCAAGAGUCAACACAGACUGUCCAGGCUCUGCAGUAUUCAACUGCUGAUGGUCCCCUAACAGCAAGUAAAGAUUUAGAAAUCAAAAACUUAAAAGAAGAAAUUGAAAAACUAAGGAAACAACUAAGAGAAUCAAGUCACUUGGAACAGCAACUUGAAGAAGCUAAUUCUGUGAGGCGAGAACUAGAUGAUGCUUUUAGACAAAUCAAGGCUUAUGAAAAACAAAUCAAAACAUUACAGCAAGAAAGGGAAGAAUUAAAUAAGGAACUAGUCCAGGCUAGUGAGCGAUUAAAAAACCAAUCCAAAGAGCUGAAAGACGCACACUGUCAGAGGAAACUGGCCAUGCAGGAAUUCAUGGAGAUCAAUGAGCGGCUAACAGAAUUGCACACCCAAAAACAGAAACUUGCUCGCCAUGUCCGAGAUAAGGAAGAAGAGGUGGACCUGGUGAUGCAAAAAGUUGAAAGCUUAAGGCAAGAACUGCGCAGAACAGAAAGAGCCAAAAAAGAGCUGGAAGUUCGUACAGAAGCUGUAGCUGCUGAAGCAUCUAAAGACAGGAAAUUGCGCGAACAGAGCGAGCACUAUUCUAAGCAACUGCAAAAUGAAUUAGAGGGACUGAAGCAAAAACAAAUUAGUUACUCACCAGGAGUAUGCAGCAUAGAACAUCAGCAAGAAAUAACCAAACUAAAGACUGAUUUGGAAAAGAAAAGUAUCUUUUAUGAAGAAGAAUUGUCCAAGAGAGAAGGAAUACAUGCAAAUGAAAUUAAAAAUCUGAAGAAAGAACUACAUGAUUCAGAAGGCCAGCAGCUUGCUCUCAACAAAGAAAUUCUGAUUUUGAAAGACAAAUUGGAAAAAAACAGGAGAGAGAGUCAAAGUGAAAGGGAAGAAUUUGAAAAUGAGUUCAAACAACAGUAUGAACGAGAAAAAGUGUUAUUAAUGGAAGAAAAUAAAAAACUGACAAGUGAGCUUGAUAAGCUUACUACUUUGUAUGAGAACUUGAGUACAUGCAACCAGCAGUUAGAAGAAGAGGUAAAGGAUCUAGCAGACAAGAAGGAAUCAGUUGCACAUUGGGAAGCUCAAAUCACAGAAAUAAUUCAGUGGGUCAGUGAUGAAAAGGAUGCACGAGGAUAUCUUCAGGCCUUAGCUUCUAAAAUGACUGAAGAAUUGGAAGCUUUAAGAAACUCCAGCUUGGGUACCCGAGCAACAGAUAUGCCCUGGAAAAUGCGUCGUUUCGCAAAACUGGAUAUGUCAGCUAGACUGGAGUUGCAGUCAGCUCUGGAUGCAGAAAUAAGAGCUAAGCAGGCCAUCCAAGAAGAGCUGAAUAAAGUUAAAGCAUCUAACAUCAUAACAGAAUGUAAACUAAAAGAUUCAGAGAAGAAGAACUUGGAACUGCUAUCAGAAAUUGAACAACUGAUAAAGGACACUGAAGAGCUUAGAUCUGAAAAGGGUAUAGAGCACCAAGACUCACAGCAUUCUUUCUUGGCAUUUUUGAAUACGCCUACCGAUGCUCUGGAUCAAUUUGAAACUGAUCCCGUUGAGAACACUUAUGUACGGAAUCCGAACGUCAAGUUUUACAUCCAGUCAAGGUCCACAUCUCCUUCCACAUCUAGUGAAGCUGAGCCAGUUAAGACUGUAGACUAUACUCCACUUCCAGUUCACACACCAACCUUAAAGAAAAAGGGAUGCCCUGGUUCAACUGGCUUUCCACCUAAGCGCAAGACUCAUCAGUUUUUUGUCAAAUCUUUUACUACUCCUACCAAAUGUCAUCAGUGUACCUCCUUGAUGGUGGGCUUGAUAAGACAAGGCUGUUCCUGUGAAGUGUGUGGAUUUUCAUGUCACAUAACUUGUGUAAACAAAGCUCCAACUGCUUGUCCAGUUCCUCCUGAACAGACAAAGGGUCCCCUGGGUAUAGAUCCACAGAAAGGAAUAGGAACGGCAUAUGAAGGGCAUGUCAGGAUCCCUAAGCCAGCUGGAGUGAAGAAAGGAUGGCAGAGAGCACUGGCUGUAGUUUGUGAUUUCAAACUCUUUCUGUAUGAUAUUGCUGAAGGAAAAGCUUCUCAGCCCAGUGUCGUAGUCAGUCAGGUGAUUGACAUGAGGGAUGAAGAAUUUUCUGUGAGUUCAGUCUUGGCUUCUGAUGUUAUUCACGCAAGUCGAAAAGACAUACCCUGUAUAUUUAGAGUCACAGCUUCCCAGCUCUCAGCGUCUAAUAACAAAUGUUCAAUCCUGAUGCUAGCGGAUAGUGAGAAUGAGAAGAGUAAAUGGGUGGGAGUGCUGAGUGAAUUGCACAAGAUUUUGAAGAAAAACAAAUUCAGAGACCGCUCAGUGUAUGUUCCCAAAGAGGCUUAUGACAGCACUCUUCCCCUCAUUAAAACGACCCAGGCAGCUGCAAUCAUAGAUCAUGAAAGAAUAGCUUUGGGGAAUGAAGAAGGGUUAUUUGUUGUGCAUGUCACCAAAGACGAAAUUAUUAGAGUUGGUGACAAUAAGAAGAUUCAUCAGAUUGAACUCAUUCCAAAUGAUCAGCUUGUCGCUGUGAUCUCAGGACGAAAUCGUCAUGUACGACUUUUUCCUAUGUCAGCUUUGGAUGGGCGAGAGACUGAUUUUUAUAAAUUGGCAGAAACUAAAGGGUGUCAAACCAUAACUUCUGGAAAAGUACGUCAUGGAGCUCUUACAUGCCUGUGUGUGGCUAUGAAAAGGCAGGUCCUCUGUUAUGAACUAUUUCAGAGCAAGACCCGUCACAGAAAAUUUAAGGAAAUUCAAGUCCCAUAUAAUGUCCAGUGGAUGGCAAUCUUCAGUGAACAACUCUGUGUGGGAUUCCAGUCUGGAUUUCUAAGAUACCCCCUGAAUGGAGAAGGAAGUCCAUACAGUAUGCUCCAUUCAAAUGACCAUACACUCUCAUUUAUUGCACAUCAACCAAUGGAUGCCAUCUGUGCAGUUGAAAUCUCCAGUAAAGAAUAUCUGCUGUGUUUUAACAGCAUUGGGAUAUAUACUGACUGUCAGGGCCGAAGAUCUAGACAACAGGAAUUGAUGUGGCCAGCAAAUCCUUCCUCUUGUUGUUACAAUGCACCGUAUCUCUCAGUGUAUAGUGAAAAUGCAGUUGAUAUCUUUGAUGUGAACUCCAUGGAAUGGAUUCAGACUCUCCCACUCAAAAAGGUUCGACCCUUAAACAGUGAAGGAUCAUUAAAUCUUUUAGGGUUGGAGACGAUUAGAUUAAUAUAUUUCAAAAAUAAGAUGGCAGAAGGGGAUGAACUGGUAGUUCCUGAAACAUCAGAUAAUAGUCGGAAACAAAUGGUUAGAAAUAUUAACAAUAAGAGGCGUUAUUCCUUCAGAGUUCCAGAAGAGGAAAGGAUGCAACAAAGGAGGGAGAUGCUGCGAGAUCCAGAAAUGAGAAAUAAAUUAAUUUCCAACCCAACUAAUUUUAACCACAUAGCACACAUGGGUCCAGGAGAUGGAAUACAGAUUCUAAAAGACCUGCCCAUGCCCGGUUUCCCUUAUCCAUCCCCUCAUCAUCACUCCGGUCUGAUCUCCUCUCCGAUCAACUUUGAGCACAUCUAUCACAUGACUGUUAAUUCUGCUGAAAAAUUUCUCUCUCCUGAUUCCAUAAACCCUGAAUAUUCCCCGUCUCUACGCUCUGUCCCCGGUACACCAAGCUUUAUGACUCUGAGGAACCCUCGGCCUCAGGAAAGUCGGACAGCAUUCAGUGGCUCGGUCAGUAUUCCAUCUAUCACCAAAUCCCGCCCUGAACCUGGUCGCUCCAUGAGUGCCAGCAGUGGCCUGUCAGCAAGGUCAUCCGCACAGAACGGCAGUGCAUUGAAGAGAGAAUUCUCUGGAGGAAGCUACAGUACAAAGCGGCAGCCCAUGCCCUCUCCGUCAGAGGGCUCGCUGUCCUCGGGAGGCCUGGACCAAGGAAGUGACGCCCCGGCGAGGGACUACGACGCAGAGGACUCUGAUUCUCCGAGGCAUUCCACGGCUUCCAACAGUUCCAACCUGAGCAGCCCUCCCAGCCCGGUGUCGCCCCGGAAGACCAAGAGCCUCUCCCUGGAGAGCACCGACCGCGGGAGCUGGGACCCAUGAGUGGCCUCUGCUCUCAGACCAGACGCCGGAGCAGCGGCCGCUCUGGGCUCCCUCCCCUCACUCCCCCUGUGCUCUCACUGUCAUCUCCCACCACCCCUGCCUGGAAGCGCCAGGGCCGCAGCAGUAGCAGGCGGGGACUCAGGAAUUCUGCCUCUAGGACUCACAUCCACGCACCCCUCGACUGAACAGCAACAGCCGUAAAGGCAGACUUUCAUUGAGCAGCUCAGAUGAAUACCGAUUUCAUUUCAUACCCUUAGCGUUGCUUUCCAGAAUAUUUCCCCCCUCCCCUGAAAGGUAGCUUAAGUAGGCAGAUUACACAAAUGUAAGCGAUAAGAAUAAGAUUAGACAGCCAUUGUUUUCACAGUAGAGCCUCGUAGCCCUGAGACAGCACGUGGGGCUCGCCAGUGGGCCCCGGGCACGCCAUGCCCUUCAGCACCACAGUGAAUGUCGACCUGAUCGUUGCCAGUAAAUCCCUGUUCACUAAAGCGAUGCAUAUUUUACUACAAAAUAGAGUUUAACUAAAUACACAAAUGUAGAGGUUAAAUACUGACUGUAUAUAAUAAAAAGAAGCAUCUUGUAUUCAACAAAAGAUGGAUGCAUAUAUGAGACAGAGAUCAUUUAAUUUAAAGAAAUGUAUUGUUUCUUGUCUGUUUUCCACCUAAGUAAUCAAAGGGUAGAAAGGCCUCCAGCUGACGUUUACAGGAGGAGAGCGAGAGGAGUGAGAAUUACCCUUAGUGCCAUUCCUCACCCUGGUCGCAGUCACCUGGGAGCUUUAGGGAAUGUUCCAAGGCUUUGGUUUCAUCGGUUUGGAGUGUGACCUGGAAACCAGACUUUUAACAUUUGAAGCCUCUUCAGCAGCAUCAUUUAAAGGCAUAUUUACUUCUAUCCAAGACAUUUCUUUUUCUAGCAGUAGAAUUUGAACCACACUUCUCAUUUAUUACUAUAUUUUGGUAUCUUCUGCUGAUGAAUGUAGAAAUGCAGUUUUGUCACCUUCUGGACCCCUUCCACCUGAAAGGACACAAGGAAUGUCGUAGUUUCUGAAGGUCCAUAAAAGGGUUCAUAAAAGUGCUUUUUCUCCUUGGCGAAACCCCUUACUCCCUGAGUGGCAGUGAGGCGUCUGGCCCCCAGCUGCGCCAGCUUCUCAGGGAGGGGUCUGUUUUGAGGGGGGUGUGAGCUUCCUCAGAUAAGCCUGGGAAAGGGGGUUUAGUUACCAAAUAAUGUAAAACCUCAAACGCAAGGACUUGACCAGCCUUAACCAAAUACUCUUUCCCGCAAGCAGUGGGAAAUGGACGCGCUCAGCCUGGGCGCGGGCAGGAAGUCAGCCCAGCAUGGCCACCUUGACUGCUGAAGCUUUUCCUCCCUCGGUUGCUGUGUUGUGUUGUUAGUCACAUUCCCAUUUGGACUCCCGCUGUUUUAAUUACCACAAGGAAAUGAGAUGCAGGACCAGGACCUUAUGUCUCCAGAGUCAUUUCACCGGUUAAGCACAUGAGUAGAGAAAGAGAUAGAAAUAAAAACAUUUCAUGGAAGUAAA